Lotus japonicus is the source of this 1447-nucleotide messenger RNA. RefSeq names its product protein TAPETUM DETERMINANT 1-like. NCBI's taxonomy places the organism in Eukaryota, Viridiplantae, Streptophyta, Magnoliopsida, Fabales, Fabaceae. Bases 432 to 1139 code for a protein of 235 amino acids. The record is from RefSeq and is a predicted model, not a curated record. Gene Ontology annotation, biological process: cell fate determination. The transcript is spliced from 4 exons.
UUAAUUCAAAAAAGCAAGCACACUGCACACACUGGUACAAAACCAAAACCUCUCCCGACACUGCAACUGCAAAAAGCAAAACCCAGCGUCUCCAAUUCGAGUCUUCUCAUAUUUCCAACACCAACCAACCAAAAGAGUGACCAAAACCAAAACCCACACUACACACAAAAUUGGAAGGUAAAACCUGUGAAAUUGUGUCAUGUGACCAUGGUCUGGCUUAUAUAGGGAAAACACCAAACGCCAUUGCACUAUCGCAGUAUUACCUCAUUAAUGCGAUUCGCUUUUCCCCUCCUUAUACGACGCAGUUUUGUCCCACUCUGAUCCACCCUGUCAUCUUGGUCGCUAAUACUACUGCUACACUCGCCGCUUCAAAACCACCACCACCACGACACGAUUCUCGGAGAGAAUACAGAAAAUGCAUGGAGCAAUGAAUGUCGUUUCAGUCUCUGUGUUGUUUCUUUGUUGAUCUAUCUUCAUUCUUCAACCUCUCUCUCUCUCUCUUCACUCUUCAUGCUGCUGCUGCUCCUCCACACUCUCCGCCAAUAGCCAGUUCCAACCACCGCCUCCUCCUCCUUCCUCGCCGCGUUUUCUGUUGUUUCAUGGAACCGCAACCGCUUCAACGCGUCGUCGCCGCCGUUAUCGUAACCGCCUUACUCUUCUCCGUCGUUCUCCUCGCCCUUCUCGCAGAUUCGCGCGGCGGCGCUCUCGCCGGAAUCCUAUCCCGGCGGUUAACGGAACGAAGCAACGAAACGCUCCAUUCUCAGCAUCGGAAACUUCUUCGCAGUGGGACUGAAAUGGUGGAACCGGAGAGAAUAUGGGGUGACAACAAGUGUGGCAAGUCUGAUAUUGUGAUCAACCAGGGCCCCACGGCGCCGCUACCGAGUGGGAUUCCGACGUACACGGUGGAGAUUAUGAACAUGUGUGUCAGUGGAUGUGACAUCUCCUCCAUUCACCUUAGCUGUGGCUGGUUCAGCUCUGCACGGCUCAUCAACCCCAAGGUGUUCAAGCGCCUCCGCUUCAAUGACUGCCUUGUCAAUGAUGGCAGACCCUUGAUCAAUGGUGGCACCAUUUCUUUUCAGUAUGCUAAUACCUUCCUAUAUCCUCUAUCUGUUUCCUCUGUUGCCUGUGAGUCUGAUUGAUUGAUUUGAGUUGACCCUUCCAUUUGAAAUCAGCAGCUAGUUAGCUCAGGCCUUUUGACAUGACACUAGAACCAUAGGGGAAUUCAUGGUUCCUUGGGAAGGUUAUAGGUAUAGGCCAUGGUGGAUUUUGGUUGGAUUUUGACGAGAUUGAUUUUUGAUCUCUCUUGUACAUACACAUAUAUAGGGUAAUAUAGGGUAUUGGAGAUGUCACUUAAAUGUGCCACGUGAUUGGUCUUUGAAAUGUGAUCAUUAGGGGAAUGAAUAUGAAUAUGUGCUUACAAUUUUUUGAUAGAUAAGGAAUUGGGUCA